Molecule: messenger RNA, 1759 nt
Organism: Pogona vitticeps (central bearded dragon)
Lineage: Eukaryota; Metazoa; Chordata; Lepidosauria; Squamata; Agamidae
Source: RefSeq, a predicted model, not a curated record
UGCUGUACUCUGGACUCUGAUUAGCUGGAGGAAUAACCACCACCAAACAUCAAAUUUAUCUAUCAAGUCCUUCACAGAAAGACCACACACUUUUAUGUACACACACAGUUUCCAGUUCUGCUAAGGUUGUAUCUGGAUUCACCAGGGUGGGCCUUUAAUUUAAAACAGUGGAUUCCAUCUUUUCCUUUCAUCAGCUGCAGCAACACAGGGGCCCAGGUCCACCAAAUGCCUCCUCUAAGCAGUUAGUCACUCAUCACCAUGGCCUUAUCUUCAUCCUCCAAGUCUGUGGAAAAUGCAGCCAGCUGCCCCAUCUGCUUUGAAUGUCUAACAGAUCCCGUGACCCUGGACUGUGGCCACAACUUUUGCCGAGGCUGCAUCACCAAAUACUCUGAGGAAUGGGAAUGGAUGGGGGAACUGGAAUGUCCAAUUUGCAAAGCAAAGUUCCAGAAAGGGAAUUUCCGAUCCAAUUGGCAACUGGCAAGUAUAGCAGAAGCAAUUAAACAGCGCCUACAAAGUCUAGGAGAAGAGGAUCUGUGUUUGCAACACAAGGAAAAACUCCCCCUCUUCUGCAAAGAAGACAAUAAAUUGGUGUGCUUCGUUUGCAAGCAAUCCCCAGAACAUAAUACACAUACUGUGAUUCGAAAGGAAGAGGCUGCCCAGGAAUACAAGGAACAGCUCUGCAGUCGUUUGGAGCUUCUGAAGAAGGAAAGGAAAAGAAUUCUGAAAUAUAAAGAGAAAAGAGAAAAAGAAAGCCAAGACCUCCUUAGACAAACAAAAGCAGAAAUGAAGAAGAUGAAGAUAGAAUUUGGGCAACUGCACCAGUUUUUGGAAGAACAAGAGAAGCUUUUGAUGGCCCAGAUGGAAGAGGUGAAGAAGGAGAUUGCCAGGAAAAGGGAGGAGCACCUGGUCAGACUCUCCGAGAAGCUCUCCUCUCUUGAAGGUUUCAUGCGGGAGAUGGAGGCAAAGCGUCAAGAACCUUCCAGUGACUUCCUGAAGGAUGUUCGGGGCAUCUUGCAAAGCCGUGAGAAGGACGAGACAUUUCAGAAUCCUGAGGCUUUCUCUCCUGAGCUGAAGUCGAAGAUACAGCGUGUCUAUGAUAGAAAUGCCUUUCUAGCUGAGAGGAUGAAGCAGUUCAAAGUUACUUUAUUAUGUGGACCCCAAGUACAGAAAGCAAAUGUCACCCUGGAUCCGGACACAGCACAUCCCUCCCUCGUCCUGUCUGAGGACUGUAAAAGUGUGAAUCGUGAAUUUAGAUGGCAAAAGGUGCCUGACAAUCCUAAGAGAUUCAGCUGGUGUCGUCAUGUGCUGGGACGUGAGGGAUUCAAUGCAGGCAGACAUUUCUGGGAAGUCACUGUAGAAAAUGAGGGGUUUUGGGCUGUGGGGGUGGCCAGAAAAUCUGUGCGGAGGGAAGGCCAUGUUUCUUUGAGACCUGAGGAAGGGAUCUGGGUUGUGGGGGGAUGGAGAGAGGAAUACAGGGCCUUCAGUGAUCCUCUCGAAUAUUAUCUUCCCCUCAAGGGGAAACUGAGGAGGAUCCGGGUGUCCCUGAACUAUGAAGAGGGCCAGGUGGCCUUUCAUGAUGCUGACACAGGAUCCCACCUCCACACCUUCUCUGGAGCCUCUUUCUCUGGGGAGACCCUCUUCCCCUUCUUUCGUGUGGAAGAAAACGCCUCCAUCACAAUCUCCCCUUAAGGCCGGGGUUUCCGACAUUUUUCACCCUGCAGACCGGCUGGGGAAAGCGGGGUACCCCUGGCACUCGUGC